Pelobates fuscus (common spadefoot toad) is the source of this 1842-nucleotide messenger RNA. RefSeq names its product opsin-5-like. Bases 109 to 1329 code for a protein of 406 amino acids. The transcript is spliced from 6 exons. NCBI's taxonomy places the organism in Eukaryota, Metazoa, Chordata, Amphibia, Anura, Pelobatidae. Gene Ontology annotation, molecular function: G protein-coupled photoreceptor activity. The record is from RefSeq and is a predicted model, not a curated record. Gene Ontology annotation, cellular component: plasma membrane. Gene Ontology annotation, biological process: phototransduction; cellular response to light stimulus; G protein-coupled receptor signaling pathway.
AUGCACAGUAGGAGCAUCACACUAUAUGCAGAAAUAUAUACUAUAACUGCUGAUUUUGUAGUUGUUUUUAGCAUUAAAAAAAAGAAGAACCGAACCAGCACAUGAAACAUGUCCUUACAGUUUCCACGCCCGGCUCCAUGGAGAAACAACAAUAUGACUCUUCCUCAAAAGGAGAAUCCUCUCAGCGAGCAAGGAGAGACGAUAAUAGGCAUCUACCUUCUGUCAUUAGGUUGGAUGUCAUGGUUUGGUAACAGCAUUGUAAUAUUUAUACUAUACAAGCAGAGGGCCAACUUGCUACCCACGGAUUACCUUACCUUCAAUUUGGCCGUGUCAGAUGCUAGCAUCUCAGUAUUUGGCUACUCAAGAGGAAUCAUUGAAAUUUUUAAUGUUUUCAGAGAUGAUGGCUUUCUUAUUACUUCUGUAUGGACUUGUCAGGUGGAUGGAUUUCUCACCCUUCUUUUUGGUCUGGCCAGUAUAAACACACUAACACUCAUCAGUGUAACUCGUUAUAUAAAAGGUUGCCAUCCUCAGCGGGCUAACUGCAUAAGCAAAGGCAGCAUUACAAUAUCAUUGGUACUAAUUUGGAUUGCAGCAUUGUUUUGGUCAAUGGCUCCACUGCUGGGAUGGGGAAGCUACAGAGAUCGGAUGUAUGGAACAUGUGAAAUUGACUGGACCAAGGCCAGCUUCUCCACAAUAUAUAAAUCCUACAUUAUAUCUAUAUUCAUUUGCUGUUUCUUCCUACCUGUAAUAGUCAUGGUCUUCUGCUAUGUGUCUAUUAUUAAUACUGUGAAAUCAAGUCGUGCCUUAACAAGUGAAGGAGAUCUAACAGAUCGACAAAGGAAAAUGGAACGCGAUGUGACCAGGGUAUCCAUUGUUGUUUGCACGGCAUUCAUUAUUGCAUGGUCUCCAUAUGCUGUCAUAUCCAUGUGGUCUGCCUGUGGCUUCUAUGUACCCAAUCUCACCAGCAUACUUGCCAGCCUCUUUGCAAAGUCUGCCAGUUUCUACAAUCCUCUAAUCUAUUUUGGGAUGAGCUCCAAAUUCCGAAAGGAUCUCAGCAUCUUGCUUCCGUGUACGAAAACUAACAAGGACCCAGUGAAACUCAAAAGAUUCAAAAGAAUUAAGCAGAAACAGGAGUCUGCGCUGCAUGUCAAAGAGCAAAAAUAUCAUGAAUAUAAUGAGCUGCCGCUACAAGACCAGCAGCAAGUAGCAAGUCAAGACUCUGGGGUUGGAACUCCAAGCAAUAGUCCACCAGCGGAAAUAAAGGAUGGCUACACAUGUCAUUUAGAUUUGGUUUCCGACAACCCUAAUUACGAAUGUGAUCGAUUAUGACUUAUCAAAAUGCACCAACUUUACAGACAUUAUCUUAUCUCACUAUUUGCCACAUUUUAAUGUGCAAUAGUUAAUAUGUGUUCUAUUUGCAAGUGUUGGUUCCCUGGUGUCAAUUAAAAAAAUGUAUACAUGCCUUACGGUAAUUAACAUCAAUGCCUUCUAUAACCAAGAGGUAAUGAAUUGUCUCCUUGUGUUAACACAGCCAGCAUGUCAAACUGCCUAUGAUUCUUUUAAUUUAUAUCCCGCAAUCAUUUUUUGUCAGAGAGCAAAAAUAAAUUAAAAUAUAUAACUAAUCCUCUGUUAAUUUAUACAUUCAAUUUUGCAUUGCUAUACUAAAUUCUGUUUUAGAAAUCAUAGAGUAGCUUCUAUUUUUCAUAUACAAUGAUUCUUUUUUUCCUGCCUUUAUGAUUCAUAAAUACUAUACAACUAGAAUCUUGAAGUGGUCAAGUUUUAUUUCUACUAAGCUGAAAAAUGCCAGUCUCAGAAAGCUCGAUAAAAUCUCUUUUAAAUGAA